AUGAGUAAAGAAUUAACAAUAAAACAAGAUGAUUUCUGGCGUUUGAUCAAUCGAGAACAGUUUCUUUUACUCUAUUUUAAUGCUCGCCUACGAUAUCGUUUACCUGCAACAGAUAAUGAAUGUGUUUAUAUCCAAGUCAAUUGUGAUGAUAAAACUAUUGGAGAACAUGCUGAACAAUAUAUUUUAUCUUACCUUGAACCUAAACAUACGAAAUCAAUAUCUUAUUUACCAACUAAUAAACAAAUUUUAUGUGAUGAUCUUUUAUUGAAUCGUUUAAUGAAAGAAUAUUUAGUACAUAUUGAAAUUGAAGAUAAAGAUUAUUCUCAUAAACUUAUAUUUCGUUCUUCAAAACUAACUGUUUUAUAUUUGGCAAUCGAUGAUUUUCAAAAAACAAUAUCGAACGAGUAUGAAUCUGACACAUCGACAAUAAUCGCUGCUCAAUCAUUAUUAAAAUCAAUGUCAACAAAUUUCGAAAGUCAAUUACAAACAGUUGAUGAACAAGAUCAAUUUGAUGAACAAGAAAAAGCUUCACCAACAAUUAAAAGUCAAAUAAACAAAAACGAUAAUAGUAAUGAGGAUGAUGAUAAUUUACUUCCUUAUCGUGAACGACAAGAACCACCAUUGACAAUUCCUUUUCCAGGUGCUGAACCAAAUACUCGUAAAGCUACACUAGAUGAACUUAUGGUUAAACCUAAAAAACAACAUACACAUCAUCAUCGUCAACAUAAUAACAAUAAUAAUAAUCAUCGUCAACAAACAUCUGAUGUUAAUGACAAUGAACUUGUACGUGAAAUGCGUCAAAAAUUAAAAGGACGAAAUUUACGUGAUAUUAUUAUUGAUGGAGCAAAUAUUGGAAGAACAUAUGGAGAUUCAGAAUUUUCAGCUCGAGGAAUUAAAUUAGCUAUUGAUUUAUUUCAAUCAUAUGGUUAUCCAGAUUCUAAAAUAGUUGUUAUUUUACCAGCACAUUAUUUAUCAAAAGAUAAUAAUCAUGUUCUUCAUGAUUUAAUUCGUCGAAAAAUAGUUCAUAAAGCUUUUCAACAAAAAAUCGAUGAUCAAAAUAAACGAUUUUAUGAUGAUAGAUUAAUCGUUGAUGUAGCAGUAAUGCGUAAUGGUGUUAUUUUAUCGAAUGAUUUCUAUCGUGAUUUACUUCAAGAUUCAGGUGAUGCUGUACGUAAAGCUAUACGAGAAAGAUUAUUAUGUUAUCGAUUUAUUGGUGAUAAUUUAUGUUUACCUAAUCCAGUCUCAGAAGGAGGUUUACCACUUGAUGUAUUUCUAUCCAUGUGA
Molecule: messenger RNA, 1284 nt
Organism: Adineta steineri
Lineage: Eukaryota; Metazoa; Rotifera; Eurotatoria; Adinetida; Adinetidae
Source: the annotation of a GenBank genome assembly